AGAACAACUAUUCUCUCUGGGAACGUAUCAAAAUUUGUCGAACUUGACAUAUGGAUCGAUGCUUAAAAUACUAAUUUACUUCAUCAACUUGUGAUCCCAUCCCUUACUUUAGGAACAUAUUGUCAGAAAAUAGAUAUAAUUGUCUGCAUGCUACACAUGGGCAUAUUUGCCAACGUGCACACAUCGUACGCAGCAGAAGGAUUUGCUGAAAGUCUUCGCCAAAGGAAUGGAUUUGUUUCCAAUACUUGGACUCUUAAUUGUGUUCAGCCUGACAGGAAUAAAAGUUGAAGGGGUUAUUAACGAUCCGUAUCAACUUGAGCUAGACGAUGCUUCGAAGCAAGCAAACGAGGAAGUUCUGUUAAAUGAUGAUAACAUCAAUGAACUUGACGAUGAAGCCACCGAUGCCCUUCUAAAGGAAAAGAUAGAUUCCAUGCUAAAACGUGAAGUUGCGGAAAACAUAUAUGAGCAGCAUGCUUCAUCGGGACAGGCGUCCGAUAGAACAGAGCUAGCACGACUUAAGCGAGGUUUAGGUGACUACGGCACGUGGUGUGGCGCAGAUAACACGCAAUUCGGAAAACCGGGCUGCAGUUGCGCCUUGGGGAUAGCCGCGUGUAGGAAAAAAUACCCACCAAUCGAUGCUUUAGACGAGGCUUGUUUGAAGCAUGACCAUUGUAUAGAAUGUGCGGCUACUUCCCCUGGGCCACUGCUCCACUGGUGCCGCUGCGAGGAGGGCAUCUACUACGGGGCCAAAGCUGCAACGUGUAGACUAUUCAAC
Molecule: messenger RNA, 775 nt
Organism: Owenia fusiformis
Lineage: Eukaryota; Metazoa; Annelida; Polychaeta; Sabellida; Oweniidae
Source: the annotation of a GenBank genome assembly